CCCCUCCCUGGCUCACCUCUCGCCCCCUUUCCCACGCGGCCAGGCGGGACACCCGGCACUUCCUCUCCCGCCAGAGGCGGCGAAGGUUGAAGGGGGCGGGGGCUAGAGCGGCGCUUCCCGGCUCGACCCGGAAGUGAAAAUGCGGCGGAAGCGCCGUCGCCUAGAGACGGCGGCUCGCCGUCGCCUAGCAACGGCUUCCUCUCUCGCUCGCUCGCUGGCUCGCUCGCGCGCCCUUCCAUGGCUGGCGCCGCUGAGGAGGCUCCGCUGCGGAGCCUCUGGGAGGAAAUUUGCGCAGAAUUUGAAGCCCAACAGCCUGUUCAUCCUGAUCAUUUGGAAAAGAAAGAGAUACCGAUACCUCCACCUCCACCUCCACCUUCACAGCAGGUUCCCCCAGAGGCUGAGCCGCUGCCAGAGCUGAGUGGGGGUGAGAGCAAGCCUGUGAUUGCUGAGGAAGAGCUCCCUCAGAAGACCUUGUCUCUUCUUUCUGCACUCGUAGCUCCUGAGCUCCCCGAUCUAAAAACAUGUACUCCCAGGGAAUUCUUGGAAUGCUACAUUUUCCCAGUGCUUCUUCCCGGCAUGGUAGAACUCUUGCACGAAGCCAAGAAACAAAGAUGUUUUGAGAGGAAGCAAACGCGAUUUAUCGCCCUUGAUUUCCUGACGGAGUGGUUAUACAACCACAACGCGAAGAGACAAGGGGAAACGUUUGUGGAAUUUUUCGAGAUCCCGUUCGUGAAGGAUUGGCUAAAGGAUCAUCCUAGGCCUCCCAUUCCUCUGUCUCUUCUGCUCACCGAGAAAGAUGCCGGCCACAUCAUCCAAACCUUCUGGAAAGGUUAUCGGGUCCGUUGUGAUCCUGAAGUUCAGGAAUUACGCCAGUGGCAAAAACAUUUGAGGGAGACAAAGAACAUUCACAAGCGCGUACGAGAAUUCUGGGCCAAUCAAGAAAAGAAAGUGGGAACCAAAUUGGAAGACUCUGAGCAGCCCAGUCCAACCCUCUCAAAAACUGCAGUGGCGGAUAUGUCAAAGACACCUGAGGUCAAAACAAAGAUUAGCAAGGACCAGCUAAGCAGCUCCAAGCUUGCAGAGAAUUCAUGCCAGAGCAGUGAAAUGUCUCAAACCAACAACCGUAAGUCCAAUUGACAUGAGUCAACCCUUCCAAUUGCCAAGUAAACUGCAGGGAGUUGUUGCUGGGGAGACCAAGACUUUGGGUUGACUUUCUGGACCAUAACAACAACAGCCACGAGAAAGAGUUUUCAUCAUCUGCGCUUCAGCUACUCAAGGAGUCGGAAGGCUCUGCAUGAACGCUGCAGUACUACUGCAAAAUAUUUGGUUGUUUUUUUUUUUAAAAAAAAGAAUGCUACUCUUGACUUCAGAACCGAAACCUUUGCUGCAGUUCUGACAUUUUCCCCCCCUCUCCCUUUUCCUCUCCUUCCCCCGGAUGACUAUCGCAACGAGUGGGAAUUCUGCCCAGUUUCUUCCCAGCUACUUUGAAAAGAAUCAGCUUCAGAGCAGAGAGAGAGAGAGAGAGAGAGGAGUGAAGAUCAGCUUGUCGAAAAGAGAUGCGACUCCUGAAACUUGUAAUUGAUGAGGACAUUGUGCUUGGCGUGCAAAAAAUAAAAUAAAAUAAAAAAUUAAAACGCCUUGACUGUUUCCUCUCCUUCUGCAUCGUAAUGCUGCAGAUCUGUCAGCCCUGCACCUUUGCUGCUGGAUGACCCAAUGCAGAGGAACAGGAGUCGGAUGAAAAAUGCUAUCCGGACGGGAGGGGUGGGGGUGGGUAUUUUUAGAAGACCUAAGUCCAACUGGAAUUCCAAGUGGGAUGUGGAGCUCGGCCAUCAAUCCCCUCCUCAAAUAUAGCAGGCCUAACUGGUCACAUGUUCAAGAGCUCGCUUUGGCGCUCCCGAGAAUAACAAAAACUAUCUCAGCGUGCACCCACCCCUCUUGCGAAUCAAGCUGGAACAUUCCAAAAGAUUGUGUAAGAAUCAAGAGGCCACCUGCAUCUCGUGGGCUGCCAAACAGUAGCAGUUCAAUUUCCUGCCUGUUCUGGAAUAAAACCAGAUUUAAAGGAGUAUGGAGAAGAGACCCAGAGUUUGGAGUACUGUAAAUUGCUUGCUCAAUGUUGGUCUCCAUCAGAAAGGGAAGCUACUGUGCUUAUGGAUGGUGGACACUGGUUGGGGAAACCAUGGCUCCUAGAGUUGGUCUCCAUCAAAGACAGAAGGCACCCCACUUAUGGAUGGUGGACACUGGUUGGGGAAACCAUGGCUCCUAGAGUUGGUCUCCAUCAGAGACAGAAGGCACCCCACUUAUGGAUGGUGGACACUGGUUGGGGAAACCAUGGCUCCUAGAGUUGGUCUCCAUCAAAACAGAAGGCACCCGACUUAUGGAGGGUGGACACUGGUUGGGGAAACCAUGGCUACUAGAGUUGGUCUCCAUCAAAGACAGAAGGCACCCGACUUAUGGAUGGUGGACACUGGUUGGGGAAACCAUGGCUACUAGAGAGUUGGUCUCCAUCAAAGACGGAAGGGAUCCUAAUUAUGGUUGCUUGACAAUGAUUGGAAAUCCAUGGAUUUCACGGUUGGUUUCUUAUCAGAGAGGGAAGGCACCACUUACUCGCUUAGAAAAUGUACACGGCCACCUAUCGCGCAUGUCAACUCUGGGCAGCUAACAACAAUCCACAAAAAUAAUGUGAUAAUAAAACCUCCACCAAGGAAGCCAAAGCAGAAUUAAAAUAAUCAUAACACAAUAACCCAAGAUGCCAUAUCUAACCUCACAGCCAAACGUAAACUCAUCCAUUGCCCUGCUCUACCACCUAGGAGGCUUCGUGACCUUCUGAAACGCCAAGGCCCUUUGAAUCCAAGGAAGUAGUCUAUCCCAGGGGCUACAACAAGAGAAGGUGCGUCUCCUAGAUCCCACCAGAUCCCACUUUAACAGAGGGAACUUGGGAGUUUGCACUAGGUGGGGAAACUAUUUGUGUACUGCAAUGGCUACCGUCCAGGGACAGGAGAGAAAAGAAGUUCAGCAACUGAAGGACUAAUUUUGUAAUUUUAAUUUUUAAUUUUAUUUGCAUUUAUACCCCGCCCUUCUCCGAAGACUCAGGGCAGCUUACACUGUGUUAAGCAAUAGUCUUCAUCCAUUUGUAUAUUAUAUACAAAGUCAACUUUAUUGCCCCCAACAAUCUGGGUCCUCAUUUUACCUACCUUAUAAAGGAUGGAAGGCUGAGUCAACCUUGGGCCUGGUGGGACUUGAACCUGCAGUAAUUGCAGGCAGUUGUGUUAAUAACAGACUGUCUUAGCAGUCUGAGCCACCAGAGGCCCUCUAGAUGUUCUCCAGUCUGGAUCCCCAUCACAGGAAGCGGACUUGUAUCACUCUUAGCCCCACAAAACCAGUGGGAUUCACUGGUCACUGAUUCUUUUGCAUGGAGAAACCAGAGUUGAAUCCACGACUUUCAAGACACAAAGCAAGACCCAUCAUUGGGCUUGGGUGCUUUUCCAUCCUCAGGAUCCAAGGGUGACAUAAACAGGACACCAUCAGAUGCCAUCACUGGCCUUGGGUAACCGAUUAACCAUCCUACGUGGAAACCUGGGACUUAUUCUCGUAGCCAACUAACUGUAAAAUUGCUUUGGCACCUUCACAAUUGUACCAACACCCUGGAUCUGUACCCUUCAUUCUCCUGGUGGUGGUGGUGGUUGUUAUUAUUAUUAUCACUUUUAUUCAUUAAACAUGAAACUCAGCGAACUGAACAUUUCAAAAUGUGUCAUAAAUACCACCGACUGGUGCUAAUGCCAGCGUCCUAGGUAUCAACCACGUGCCUUCUUAAGAUGCAUGAUUAUUAUUGUUGUUGCUGUUUGUUGUUAUUGUUGUUAUCUCUUUCAUUCAACAUGAAACUCAGUGAACUGAACAUUUAAAAAUGGGUCACAAAUACCACCGACUGGUGCUAAUGGUUUUCUCUCUUUUUUUGCAUUUAUAUCCCGCCCUUCUCCGAAGACUCAGGGCGGCUUACACUAUGUUAGCAAUAGUCUUCAUCCUAUUUGUAUAUUAUAUACAAAGUCAACUUAUUGCCCCCAACAAUCUGGGUCCUCAUUUUACCUACCUUAUAAAGGAUGGAAGGCUGAGUCAACCUUGGGCCUGGUGGGGCUUGAACCUGCAGUAAUUGCAGGCUGCUGCUGUUAAUAACAGACUGUCUUACCAGUCUGAGCCACAGAGGCCCUAAUGGUUGAUAGGGGUUGCUGCUAGCUUCCUAGGUUAUCAACCAAGUACCUUCUUAAAACAUACGAUGUUCCGAAUAGCGCAGGUUUUUUUUUUGCAGUUCCGCUGGUGUUAUUGCAGGAAUGCAGUAAUGUUAUUGCAUUAUUACUAUUCAUAUUAUUAUUUAAGAAGCAUGAAAUUAGCAUUCAGAGGAAGACCCAAAGAGCAUCCAGCAUUAGUGGAUUUCUCCUGAGCCAACCGCUGGCCAAGAUAGCCAGCAGCCCAAUCUUGUGAACUUCAGCACAUCCCUAGGAGGUUAAAACAAAGCAGCUUUUUCACCCAAGGUCCCCUUUUAAUGUUGUUUUUAGGAGCCUGAUACGAAGGCGAAGCAACCCCUGUUAACUCAGCCCUCCCCAUCUCCAGCUGUGGCUGCUCUGCCUGCCAAAACCUUGU
Molecule: messenger RNA, 4632 nt
Organism: Ahaetulla prasina
Lineage: Eukaryota; Metazoa; Chordata; Lepidosauria; Squamata; Colubridae
Gene: IQCK
Product: IQ motif containing K
Exons: 11
Coding region: 238-1137 (299 amino acids)
Source: RefSeq, a predicted model, not a curated record